Aedes albopictus (Asian tiger mosquito) is the source of this 6213-nucleotide messenger RNA. RefSeq lists its product as uncharacterized. The record is from RefSeq and is a predicted model, not a curated record. Lineage: Eukaryota; Metazoa; Arthropoda; Insecta; Diptera; Culicidae. Gene Ontology annotation, biological process: DNA integration. The transcript has a single exon. Gene Ontology annotation, molecular function: nucleic acid binding. Bases 1 to 6213 code for a protein of 2070 amino acids.
AUGCCGGAGACCGACCGCUUCGACUGCCAGCUGUGCGAUCUGGCCAACAAUAUCGACGACAUGGUCCAGUGCGAAGGCUGCGGUAAGUGGUUCCACUUUGGAUGUGUGGGCUUCGACGACGGCAAGAAAGAGGACCACUGGAAGUGCCAGGAAUGUGCCGCGAAAACCACUUUCGGCGGCUCCGAUGGAGACUGCAGUGCUCAGGUCAGCAGCGGGCACCGACAGACCGACGAUUCCUCUCGGGGAACAGAAGCUAUUGGGGGACUCGCACGACUUAACCUCAAACUGCUGGAGGAGCGAAAAGCCGUCCUGCUUAGGGAGAUCGAACUACAGCAGGCGGCGCAGCUCGAACAACGAAAAUUGCAGUUGGAAAAGGAGGUGUGGAAGGCGCGGUACGAUAUCGUGAAUGCAAGGAGUGAAUCAACCAGCGGUGAAGGAAACAUCGGCGGUCUUGGAGACUGGAUGAAUCGAUUGGACCAGGUUGCUGUCCGCCAGAACCAGCUAGUUUUGGCACCGGCGAGUACAGAGACGGUUGCGACUACGAUGUCCGGAACAAGACUGCAACAUUCCGCCACUGGAGGGAUGAAAUCCACCCCGCAAGCCACUUCAUCAUUACCGGCCGUCGCAUCGCUCUUCGGGGGCGAAUUAGGUCCAGUUUCCCAGCCGAUUUCUACUGCGAUCUCAACACAAGUGAACCUGCAACAAAGCCACCUACCUGCAAGCGUGCAUCCGAUGGGACAAACUACAAGCUUUACGCACGAAUUCCAGCCUGGAGGAGGAGCAAACCGUCCGGGAUCAUCGACGCCGAUCACCACAGCAAAUUGGAUCAAUCCAGUGACGGGUCUCACCAGCUCCACCCAGUGUCUGCCACCAUCGAUCAGCUCAGUUGGUCAGUUUGUCAGCUAUCCGGGACAAUCCGGGCACGUAAGCCAACCAUACCAGGUAACAAGUAGCUUAAGCAAUUUUGCUCCAGUAGGUCAGGUAGCUUAUUCGCAGUAUGCAAAUUGUAGCGUAGGGCCAAUUUAUCCCCAAAUGAGCACAAUAAAUGCACACACGUCCUACGCUCCCUUCCCCCUCCCAACAAGCCUUCCUCAACCGCACCCACAUAUUUCGCAAGCACCAUUUGGUGCCCAAGUGAUUCCUGUCGCGAAUAUCGAUAAUUCAGCACCGACAUCUCGUCAACUCGCGGCGCGACACGUUAUGCCGAAAGAGCUUCCAGUGUUUAGUGGCAAUUCGGAAGAGUGGCCUAUGUUCUUCAGUGCUUUCAACACCUCCACGGAAGCGUGUGGUUACAGCAACGUGGAGAAUCUCGGCCGGCUCCAGCGGUGCCUGAAAGGUGGGGCCUUGGAGGCAGUUCGCAGCCGUUUGCUGCUGCCUACAUCGGUGCCACAAGUGAUGCAGACUUUGCAGUUGCUGUACGGGCGCCCGGAGCAAAUAAUCUACGCACUGCUUCAGAAGGUACGAGAGGUUCCGGUACCGAAAGCCGAUAAUUUGUGUACUGUAGUGGCCUUUGGGAUGGCAGUGCAGAACUUCUGCGAGCAUCUGGAGGCAGCGGGACAAGUGCUACAUUUUUCGAACCCGGUUCUACUCCAGGAGCUCGUGGAUAAGCUUCCAGCGAAUCUCAAGUUAGAGUGGGUAACAUUCAAGCGGCAGUUUGCGGUGGCUGACCUUCGUGUAUUCAGCCGAUACAUGGCCAAUCUGGUGUCUGCGGCCGCUGAAGUCACACUCACCCUGGACCCGAGAGGAUCAAAACCGAAAAGGGAAGAAAAGCAGAAAGGUUUCGUCAACGCUCACGCUACACCACCCGGUGCAGCGAUGUCCGUGAAGCCAACAGUGGAGUCUACGAAGGCAGUAUCGUCGAUCACCUGUCUGGUCUGUGGAGAUCCGGAUCAUCGAGUGAAGGAGUGUAAAGUCUUCAAGAAGAUGGAUCCUGACGACCGUUGGAAAACUGUUCGAGACCAUUUCCUGUGCCGGAUCUGCCUCGGGAAGCAUGGUAGAAAGCCAUGUCGAUCCGCAGCCCGAUGUGACGUGCAGGGCUGUCAAAUGCGCCAUCAUCCGCUUCUACACAGUUACUCGGCAAGUCCGUCGACCCCGGCCAAGCCGACACCACAAGGGAGCGAGACGGUGCCACGCAGCAUCCCUACCGAAGGCGUAAACGCUCAUCACACCCAGAGCUCCACGCUGUUCCGCAUGUUGCCGGUUCGACUGUUCAGCAAGGGCAAGAGCAUCGAAACACUAGCUUUUAUCGAUGAAGGGUCGUCCGUCACGCUUCUGGAGAAGGGCAUAGCGGACGCUUUGCAGGCUGAAGGAACGGAAAUGCGUCUUUGCCUAACCUGGACGAGCAAUAUCAGCCGAGAAGAGGAAGGUUCGCGCCAAGUGGAAGUAGAGAUUUCCGGAAUAGGAGGAGGCAAACGGUAUCCGCUGAAGGAUGUCAGAACCGUAGAAUCCUUGGCAUUGCCGGUACAGACGCUGCGAUACAACGAGCUCGCCGACCGGUUCGAACACCUACGAAAGCUGCCGGUCACGGACUUCGAAUCUACGGCUCCAGGAAUACUCAUUGGAGCGAAGAACACGCACCUCACAGCCACUCAACAAAUACGAGAAGGUCGCGUAGGAGAACCGAUCGCGGCGAAGACCCGCCUCGGAUGGGCUAUCUACGGAUCAAUGCCAAACGGGACAAAUUUCGCGAGUUGCAAUCUGCACAUUUGUGGCUGCGAUUCUGAUAACAGUCUGCACGAGCUAGUGAAGCAGUACUUCACGGUGGAGAAUGUAGGCGUUUCGAUGGAUCGAAGUCCUGAAUCAGACGAAGACAAGCGGGCAAGGACUCUACUGGAGAAAACAACGAGGCGAGUCGAAGGCGGAUUCGAGACCGGGCUUCUGUGGCGCUACGAACACGUAGAGUUUCCCGAUAACUACGCCAUGGCUGCACGACGAUUACGCUGCUUGGAAAAGCGGUUCAUUGCCGAUCCAACCUUAUUCGAGAACGUCCAGCGUCAGAUAGCGCAGUAUCAGCAGAAGGGCUACAUCCACGAGGCGACGGAGGAGGAGCUGGCGACGGCCGACCCAAGACGGUUGUGGUACCUUCCUGUCGGAAUAGUGCGGAACCCGAAGAAGCCAAACAAGAUUCGGAUCGUGUGGGACGCAGCGGCAACGGUGGAUGGUGUUUCCCUGAACAGCAUGUUGCUGAAAGGACCAGAUCUGGUUCAACCAUUGCCGGAUGUUCUCUGCGGAUUUCGGGAACGGAAAGUAGCAGUGGUGGGAGAUAUUAUGGAAAUGUUCCAUCAACUGAAGAUCCGCCUAGAAGACCGAUACAGUCAGCUUUUUCUCUGGCCCGGUGAUCCCGGGAAUUCUCCAAAGACAUUCGUAAUCGACGUAGCGACAUUCGGCUCCACCAGCUCCCCAUGCUCGGCGCAAUACGUGAAAAACGUUAACGCAAUCGAACACGCAGAGGAAUACCCGAGAGCAGUGCAGGCGAUUGUGCGCCGACAUUACGUUGACGAUUAUCUGCAGAGCUUCGACAGCGAGGAAGAAGCGUGUCAGGUUGUAGAAGAGGUCAAAUUAGUACAUCGGCGUGGCGGAUUCACCAUUCGCAACUGGCUCUCGAACUCGUCGACAGUUCUCAGACGGGUCGGGGAAACCGAGGCCGCUUCAAUGAAGAUCGUCAGCGAAAACUCUCAGAUAGAACGUGUACUGGGCAUGCAGUGGAAGGCAAUUGAGGACGUACUCGUGUUCUCCAGCGAAAUCGACGUGGAGACAGUCAUUCCGACCAAGCGAAGCAUCCUGCGGUGCGUGAUGAGCCAGUUCGAUCCGCUGGGGCUUCUUUCCCACUUCCUCAUCCAUGGUCGCGUUAUUAUCCAGGAUAUCUGGCGUACGAAAGCUGGAUGGGACGACGCGGUGGAUGAGCAGAUCCUGCUGCGAUGGCGUUCAUGGACCGCUAAGUUCAAGGAGCUGGAAGAGGUGCGAAUACCACGCGCCUAUUUCCCGGGCGUGACAGCGUCCGACAUUGAAGAUCUGCAGCUCCACGUUUUCGUCGAUGGCAGUGAGACUGCCUAUGCGUGCGCCGCCUAUUUUAGGGCCACUAUUCAAGGAAAGUAUCAUUGCGCACUCGUCGGAGGAAAAGCGAAAGUUGCACCGAUAAAAGCUCUCUCGAUUCCGAGGUUGGAACUCCAGGCCGCAUUGAUAGGCUGCAGGCUUAUGAAAACUCUUUGCAACAGUCAUAGCCUGCCGAUAUCGCAGCGAGUGUUUUGGACCGACUCGAAGACCGUGCUCGCCUGGAUCCAUUCCGACCACCGCCGCUACCGACAGUUUGUUGCCUGCAGAAUAGGAGAGAUUCUCUCCAAGUCCAAUGCCGUAGAGUGGCGAUACGUUCCAUCGAAGGCCAAUGUUGCAGACGAUGGCACGAAGUGGGCCAGUGGACCGAAUCUGAAAACCGACAGCCGUUGGUUUAGAGGACCGGAUUUCCUGUGGAAGUCUGAGGAGCUGUGGCCACGUCAGACUGAACCCGAAGCAACAACCGUCGAGAUCAGGCCGUGCAACGUUCACCUUACGGUGGAGCAUUACGAAGUCGUCGAAUGGAGCCGCUUCUCUAAAUUCGAAAGGCUAAAACGGACUGUUGCCUACAUCUAUCGCUUCGCAGACAACUGCCGGCGGAAGGCGACGAAGCUGCCGUUACAGAGCUCGCAUAUCACCAACGAGGAACUCAACAAAGCUGAAAACGCACUGUGGCGGCUAGCGCAGCAAGACGCGUACCCUGAAGAGAUGGUUGAGCUACAGAAAGCGAAGGAAGGACAGAAGCCGAAACUGAACCGAACCAGCCGGAUCUACAAGUUGUCUCCGUUCAUCGACGAGUGUGACGUAGUCCGAAUGGACACCCGAAUCGUUGGAGCGAUUUUCGUACCGUUUGACACCAAAUACCCAAUAAUUCUUCCGAAAGGACACCGCCUGACCAAGCUGGUCGUCGAGUGGUACCAUCGGCUCUACUUGCACGCAAACAAUGAGACGGUCAUCAAUGAAGUACGACAGCGCUUCCAUGUUCCCUGCCUGCGUGCACUGGUGCGGAAUCUGACGAAGACUUGUAUGCAGUGUAAGAUCUCCAAGGCCAAACCGUUGUGUCCGCGUGAGGCCCCACUACCGAAGGCCCGCCUUAGUCCGUACACCCGCCCUUUCAGCUACGUUGGGCUGGACUACUUCGGCCCCAUUCAGGUCAGGAUCGGACGCUCCUUGGUCAAACGGUGGGUGGCGCUUUUUACGUGCCUCACCAUCCGGGCCGUUCACCUGGAAGUGGUGCAUUCCCUGUCCACCGAGGCUUGUAAGAUGGCGAUUCGGCGGUUCGUCGUGCGACGAGGCGCGCCCCUAGAAAUCAGAAGCGAUAACGGUACCAAUUUCCUGGGUGCCAGCCACGAGUUACAGCAGCAGAUCAGAGAGAUGAAUCAGGAACUGUCAGCCGUCUUCACCAACGUAGUUACCAAGUGGGUGUUCAACCCGCCGUCAGCCCCGCACAUGGGUGGAUCAUGGGAGAGGCUUGUCAGGUCAAUCAAAAUAGCCUUUUCCAGCCUCUCGACCACCAGAAAUCCCGAUGACGAGACUCUUCUCACGUUGAUGAUCGAAGCGGAAGGAAUAGUCAAUUCCAGACCACUGACGUUCGUACCGCUGGAGUCAGAAUCUCAGGCAGCCCUUACUCCAAACCACUUUUUGCUGCUAAGUUCGCAGGGAGUUUCUCAACCUCCGAUGGCUAUUCCAGAUCAUCCAGAGUCCUUAAGGACGAACUGGCGAUUGACGACGAACCUGGUGAAUCAAUUCUGGCAUCGUUGGGUGCGGGAGUACCUUCCGACUAUCGCUGGACGUACUAAAUGGUACGGAGAGGCCAAGGAGCCGAAAGUCGGAGAUCUAGCUGUCGUCGUUGAUCCAUCGGUUCGGAACGGAUGGCUGCGUGGGCGGAUUCUUUCCGCUAUUACAGGACGAGACGGACGGUGCAGACAAGUUUUAGUGAAAACCAGUGGAGGAGUGCUGCGGCGGCCUGUUACGAAGGUUGCUAUCCUGGACGUCAAGGCAGCGGAUGAUGGAGGUAGCGGUAACGCAGUGCCACCGGAAGUGAUGGACCUGCAUUACGGGUCGGGGGAUGUUGGGGGCAACCCUACGCCACUGUCCCCUAAUAGCGCGCAGCCCUGUAACUUGUCACCGACACUUACAAUCAGAUCAGCUGUCAAACACUGA